Triticum dicoccoides is the source of this 482-nucleotide messenger RNA. RefSeq lists its product as uncharacterized. The transcript has 5 exons. NCBI's taxonomy places the organism in Eukaryota, Viridiplantae, Streptophyta, Magnoliopsida, Poales, Poaceae. The record is from RefSeq and is a predicted model, not a curated record. The coding region runs from base 159 to 482 and encodes 107 amino acids.
CCCCCAUCUCUCAACCCCGUAGGAUCUGCCGCUUCCUCGACCUGCAUCGGCGCCGCUUCCUCGAUCUGUCCCAGCGCCGUUUGGAUCGUUGCGGCGACGGCUUCGUCGGUCUUCAGCUCCGCCACCUACAUCCUGAAGGAGUACGAUCUCGUGGCUGGAUGGCGACGGACAUGUUGACCAUAUACCUGCACUACGAAGAUACAAAUCAGGAAGCCAAAAUUUUACAAAGAUCCAUGAUGAGACAUGAUGAAAACCUCCAAUCAAAUGAUAAUGGUAUUUCUCGGUCACCAGUACUGCUUGGUAAAACAAAGAGAAUCCAGUGCAAUGGACCCGUUGAGGCACGCUCAUCUAUGCAACAUGACAUUCCUGAGGAUAAUAAUUUAUCAUGUUCGCAUGAAAAGGUUGGCGACCAUGAUGUCAACCAAUUACAAAUUCAACAAAAUUCAUCAUCACCACAAGACCUUGUUAUUGUUCUGUGCUAG